GAAGGAAUUGCUCCUUUUACCGAUGGCUACCUAACACGCCACCACUUCACCAGAUGCGUUAUCGUUCGAAGGACUAAGCCCUUUUCACCGGGUCAACUCGACUCAGUUUCAGCCCAUCAUCAUCAUCCUAGGAAACACAGGUUUCAGGAACGAGAUAAAAAAACAAAUUGCAAUCGAUUGGAAAACCUUAAGGGUUUUCAGUUGACCGUCUCCUCGGAGUCUCAGUCGGAGCCGUGUGGACAAAUGGCGCCGGUAAAGAGAGAGAUUACAGACCAAUCUUCUCAGCAUGACAACGAACACCAUCCUCCCAACAAGAGAUCUAAGCAGCAGGAUUUUGGAGUGGGUGGUUUUCCUGUAUCACAAGCUCAAGUCAAUCCAUUAGACGAGCCAAGUCCAUUGGGGUUGCGGCUGAGAAAGAGCCCGUCUCUCUUGGAUUUGAUUCAAAUGAGGCUUUCUCAAGGAAAUGCUUCAUCCAAGGCUGGAGUGCAUACUGUGAAAGAACACAAAAUCACUGCUGCUUCUGCUGCUUCUGCUGCUACUGACAAGCUAAAGGCUUCAAACUUUCCCGCAUCACUCCUUAGGAUAGGUACCUGGGAGUAUAUAUCUAGAUAUGAAGGGGACUUGGUGGCGAAGUGUUACUUUGCUAAGCACAAGCUUGUAUGGGAAGUUCUUGAUGGAGGCCUCAAGAAUAAGAUCGAAAUUCAGUGGUCUGACAUUAUGGCUCUGAAGGCAACUUGCCCAGAUGAUGGCCCUGGAACUCUAGAUAUAGUGUUAACUAGGCAGCCUCUCUUCUUUAGAGAGACAAAUCCACAGCCUAGAAAGCACACAUUAUGGCAGGCAACAUCAGACUUUACAGGUGGACAGGCUAGCCUACACAGGCGGCACUGUCUGCAGUGUCCACAAGGGUCAUUAGGCAAGCACUAUGAAAAGCUCAUUCAGUGUGACCCUCGUCUUAAUUUUCUAAGUCAGCAAGCAGAGGUAACACUGGAAUCCCCAUACUUCGAAUCCAGAAGAUCUGUGUUUGAAGAGCCAAGUGAAUCAAUUGAAUAUAAUUUGAGUAGUGAUGGACCCACCACGCUCGAGUUACGUGGAACAACAUCCCCGUCAGGAGGUCAGUCGUCUUCUUCUAGAAGUGAGUUGCAUGAACCUGCUGGUAGUAGACAUACAGAAUUGCUUCGGGAAACACCUUCACCCAGCUCAGUGAUGGAGACGUCGGCAAGUGAAGAAAUGAGAAGAGCUGGGUUGAAGGGAUUGAACCGUUGGGAUCAGAUGCAAGUGCCAGGGCUACACUCAUCUAUGUCAAUGAGUGAUUUGGUAAAUCACAUUGAAAACAGAAUCACGAAACACAGGACAUCUGGUGACCAACCUCUUUCCCAUGAAGAACAAGAAAGCUUACAGAUUCUUGAAGACAUUAGUCGUUGCUUAUUCAAUGAUGCUCAAUAUGGAACAUCUACUUCCGAUGAGAAAUCCAUAAUGUCGAGAGUCGACUCUCUUUGCUGUCUUUUGCAGAAGGAUCCCACAACAAUUCAGGAUUUAAAAACCGACGGUAGCAAUGGAAAACUGACGACAGAAACUGAAUCAGUCAGUGGAAGCAAGGUUGCAGAAGAUUCUUCUUCCAUACUCGAAGCGGAGGGUGAAGCUGAUGACAGUAAGAAGGGCAUGCCUAGGAACGACUCUGUAGGAGAGUUGCUGCUGAAUCUUCCUCGGAUAGCAUCGUUACCCCAGUUCUUUUUCAACCUCUCUGGAUGAUUCUGGCAAUCAAACUACUAGAUAAUUCUCUUAGUGCAUAGCAACUUGUGGGAGAUCCUUCCAUGGCUUUUGUAAAGUAUUGGGAUUUG
Messenger RNA from Cynara cardunculus var. scolymus (artichoke), 1838 nucleotides. RefSeq lists its product as uncharacterized. The transcript has 6 exons. The record is from RefSeq and is a predicted model, not a curated record. NCBI's taxonomy places the organism in Eukaryota, Viridiplantae, Streptophyta, Magnoliopsida, Asterales, Asteraceae. The coding region runs from base 244 to 1749 and encodes 501 amino acids.